AUGUCCCUUGCCAUCCACAUACUGGCUUGUGUAUUCGGCACAGGCUCAUGGGUUGCCAUCAAUGGCCUUUGGGUGGAGCUUCCGCUUAUUGUGAAUGUUUUGCCUGAAGGAUGGGACUUGCCCUCUUAUCUCACUGUCAUCAUUCAACUAGCUAACGUAGGACCCCUGUUUGUCACUCUCAUGCACAAGUUUGCUCCAGGGAAGAUGAAGGAGAUUGUUGCUAUCUAUGUUAUUAUCAGCAUCGGGAUCUUGGCCAGCUUGCUGAUGGUGUUCUUCUGGAAGGAAACUACGUUGCUGGUGGGCACACCUCACAGUACAGCCUUUCUGACACUCACCUUCUUCUUGUCACUAGUGGACUGCACAUCCUCCGUGACCUUCCUUCCCUUCAUGAUGAGACUCCCGACCAAGUACAUGACCACCUACUUCAUUGGAGAGGGUCUGAGUGGCUUCAUUCCUGGCCUUGUGGCACUGGGUCAAGGUUCUGGGAUGAUCAAGUGUGUGAACACUUCAAAGCCAGUCAACGUGACCACUGGUAACUUCACAGAGGGGACAAUUGUUCACCAGAUUGAAACUCAUUACUUGUCUGCCAACUUCUCCACAGAGACAUUCCUGGCUUUCCUCACGGUUAUGAUGAUUUUCUGCUUGCUGGCCUUCAUUUUCCUCACACGGGUUCCUCACAAGAUGUUUCGUGAAGUGCAAGUGUCGAAUGAAGUGUUGCAUGUCUCAACCACUGAACUAGAACUGAAUAAAUACAUCCCUGAGCAAUCAGCAGAUACACAGAGCUUCAGUCUUCACGAUCCGAGGAAGGCAAUGGACAAAGCUAAGCUUGCGUCCGAAGCACAAAGUGUGUUGGUCAGUACAUUCUCUAAGUAUUCCAAGCAGCAGCUUCUCUUCAUUUAUCUUCUUGUUGUCUGGGUGAAUUCAUUGACCAACGGUUUCCUACCAUCAGUGCAGACGUAUUCAUGCCUACCCUAUGGAAACAUUGCUUACCACUUGUCUGCUGCUCUGGGUUCCAUGGCCAAUCCUGGUGCCUGCGUUAUUGCUCUGUUUGUACCCAACAGAUCCUUGGUGCUGCUGGGAUUCCUGUCUCUGGUCGGCACAGUGUUUGGUGCCUAUAACAUGGCAAUGGCUGCCCUGAGCCCAUGUCCUCUGUUACAACACUCUGAGGUUGGAGCCAUCUUGAUUGUUCUUUCGUGGAUUUUGUUUUCUGGCACCUUGUCAUAUGUCAAGGUGAUGAUUGGAGUCAUUUUUCGUGAUGAGAGUCACAGCGCCUUGGUGUGGUGUGGAGCAGCAGUGCAACUAGGAUCAAUGAUUGGAGCAUUGAGUAUGUUCCCACUUGUAAAUGUGUAUGACAUUUUCACUGCAGGGGGCAGCUGUAACAUGAAUUGCCCCCUCUAAACCCUCCCCAAAAGAAAUUAAUAUGGGGAUUUAAAAAAAGGCAACAAGGAA
This is a messenger RNA of Hemiscyllium ocellatum (epaulette shark), 1449 nucleotides long. RefSeq names its product solute carrier family 52 member 3 (gene slc52a3-1). The transcript has 3 exons. Gene Ontology annotation, molecular function: riboflavin transmembrane transporter activity. The record is from RefSeq and is a predicted model, not a curated record. Bases 1 to 1398 code for a protein of 465 amino acids. Gene Ontology annotation, cellular component: plasma membrane. NCBI's taxonomy places the organism in Eukaryota, Metazoa, Chordata, Chondrichthyes, Orectolobiformes, Hemiscylliidae. Gene Ontology annotation, biological process: riboflavin transport.